AUGGACCUUUCAUCCUUAGAAGGCCCGCCUAUUGCCGACACUCGGUUCACCGUCUCGCCGCGACGAGCGAAUGUUCCCAGUAUUCGUCUGGACACGUCCACUCCAGUUAGCCCGAUCAGCCCAUUAACACCUCACGACCUCCCUCCACGACCAAGCUCGACGGACGCGAUCUUCAGUCCCGUGUCUGAAUCAGAGUACUCAUUUGCGCUGUUCCACCACCACCACCAUGAGCCGGAAAACAAUCUCAGUUUCUACCAACGCUGCCACAGUCCACAGCCCCCGGUCACAGCCGACGAGCAUGAGUACCAACAACAAUCAAGGCCACAACCAACACUAAACCUACCUCCUCCCCCUCCUUCGUCCUCCUUCUCCCUUCACCCGUGGAGCUCCCGAACUCGAAGUGUUUCAGACCUUACCCCUCACCAAUCGCCCAGCCCUUUGCUGAGCACGACCACCACAACCACAGUCACCACUCAGGCCGUGACCACCACCAUUACCACCGAAGGUAACCGUCUCGUCUGGCUCGAGCACGAGAAGCUGUGGUUCUUGAAACCUUCCUCAUGCCCCUCACCACACCUCAGCCCCGACUACGCCGUGACCACCAGACCCACCCCCGAUGCUCACUAUGCGCCUUACCGCCCUUCUUCGUUUCAUGGCCAAGUCCAUCUUGCUGCUUUAGCACAGAGGAGGGAUGUACCCCCGCCAUAUGGGCGGCACAUCCUUGAUCGGCCCUUGCCUCCACUACCUACGGAUGACGACGAAGACGAAGGCUCGAGCGGAUCUCGGUGGACGGCGGUUGCGAGGAGGAGGGCCAACCGGGCUGUGUCGAGGUGA
Molecule: messenger RNA, 834 nt
Organism: Aspergillus luchuensis
Lineage: Eukaryota; Fungi; Ascomycota; Eurotiomycetes; Eurotiales; Aspergillaceae
Exons: 1
Coding region: 1-834 (277 amino acids)
Source: RefSeq, a predicted model, not a curated record